CCAUCUGUUUACAUUUUGCAUAGCCAUCAUGAUCAUACAAAAACAAAAUCAUAUGGUUAUUUCGACUACCAGUAUGUACAACCUCAAUAUCACGUCGAAAAAUUCCACACCGAUGAAAAACAUGCGAGAAAAUACGAUUCCGAUACUCAUUCAGCAGGAAAUCAGGAACGUUCCAAUGGGGGUUACUACAGUAAAGGACACGACAAGUAUCAGAAGAGCCAUGGGGCUCAUGGCUCUCAUCAUGGUGGCUACAAAGAACAUGAAGGCAGCCAUGGGCACUCCAAGAAUGGACAUGAAUCCGGUUACGGUAAGUUUCUAUUCAUCGCCCAGACCCGAUUAGCGCUUUCCUUGUAG
Molecule: messenger RNA, 354 nt
Organism: Haemonchus placei
Lineage: Eukaryota; Metazoa; Nematoda; Chromadorea; Rhabditida; Trichostrongylidae
Source: the annotation of a GenBank genome assembly